UGGCGUUCAAGUAAACACAAACCAAUGUGAGCAGAUAAGUAUCAACUUAAAUGGAAGCCUUGUGUGUUCUUGUGAACCUGGAUACAAAAUAAGUAGUAUUGAUCCUAAUCAGUGUGAAGCCUGUAAUGCUACCCACUAUGGUCUGAACUGUGCCAACACCUGCAGCUGUAACCUAAACAACACAGUUGAUUGCAAUGACACCACAGGAGAAUGUUUGUGUGCAGCUGGUUAGAAUGGCACAACUUGUGAUGAAGAUGUCAAUGAGUGCCUUAAUGCCAGCUACUGUCCUGGUUACAUGGAAGUUUGCUUUAAUUUGGUUGGGUCAGCAGAAUGUAGGUGUGAGAUUGGUUUUCAAAGAUCACUUAUUGACCUGCAGUGCAAAGCUUGUAAUAACACCUUCUUUGGGUAUGAAUGCUCAAAUCCUUGCUCAUGUGUUAUGGAGAAUACAGUAGAUUGCCUGGACAAUACAGGAGAAUGCUCUUGUCUCUUUGGAUGGAAUGGCACGAACUGUGAAACUGAUAUUGAUGAGUGUGAACAGACUGACUUUUGUUCUGAUAUCCAUGCUAGCUGCUUUAAUUUAAAUGGAUCUGCAGAAUGUAGGUGUAAUAUUGGAUAUGAGAAUUCUACCACUGAUGAAAGCUGCCAAGCCUGUAAUGCUACCCACUAUGGUCUGGACUGUGCCAACACCUGCAGCUGUAACCUAAACAACACAGUUGAUUGCAAUGACACCACUGGAGAAUGUUUGUGUGCAGCUGGUUGGAAUGGCACCACUUGUGAUGAAGAUGUCAAUGAGUGCCUUAAUGCCAGCUACUGUCCUGGUUACAUGGAAUUUUGCUUUAAUUUGGUGGGGUCAGCAGAAUGCAGGUGUGAGAUUGGGUUUCAACGAUCACUUAUUGACCUGCAGUGCCAAGCUUGUAAUAACACCUUCUUUGGGUAUGAGUGCUCAAAUCCUUGCUCAUGUGUUAUAGAGAGUACAGUAGAUUGCCUGGACAAUACAGGAGAAUGCUCUUGUCUCUUUGGAUGGAAAGGCAUCAACUGUGAAACUGAUAUUGAUGAGUGUGAACAGACUGACUUUUGUUCUGAUAUCCAUGCUAGCUGCUUUAAUUUAAAUGGAUCUGCAGAAUGUAGGUGUAAUAUUGGAUAUGAAAACUCUACCACUGAUAAAAGUUGCCAAGAUAUUAACGAAUGUUUAGGCUCAACCACACCUGUAUGUGAUCACAUAUGUACAAAUACAAAUGGGAGUUAUCUAUGCUCUUGUAGAGAUGGCUACAAUAUAAAUCCAACAGACCAAACUAAAUGUAUUGACAUCAACGAAUGUUUAGGUUUAACCGUGCCGGUAUGUGAUCAAAUAUGUACAAAUACAAAUGGUGGUUAUCUUUGCUCUUGUGGAGAUGGCCACAAUAUAAAUCCAACUGACCCAACUAAAUGUGAUGACAUCAACGAAUGUUCCGAUUCAACCGUACCGGUAUGUGAUCAAAUAUGUGCAAAUACAAUUGGUGGAUAUCUAUGCUCUUGUAGAGAUGGCUACAUAAGAAAUCCAUUAGACCCAACUAAAUGUGAUGACUUUAACGAAUGUACCAGUUCAAUAGUGCCUGUAUGUGAUGAUAUAUGUGCAAAUACAAAUGGUGGUUAUGUAUGCUCUUGUAGAGACGGCUACACCAUAAAUCCAACAGACCCAACUAAAUGUGACGUCUAAUUAUUAUUAUUAUCCAUAAAGAAGACACUUUAACAACAAAACAAA
This is a messenger RNA of Physella acuta, 1741 nucleotides long. RefSeq names its product latent-transforming growth factor beta-binding protein 2. The record is from RefSeq and is a predicted model, not a curated record. Gene Ontology annotation, molecular function: calcium ion binding. Lineage: Eukaryota; Metazoa; Mollusca; Gastropoda; Physidae.